CUGCUUGCUGUUUUGCAACAAAAGCCACCAACGAUGAUGAAGGACACCAAUCAGCCAGACGAAGACAACAACCAUGCCGAACACCCACCACCACAACCGGAUCAACGACAUGAUGAUGAUGAUGAUGAUGAUGAUCGGGUGUAUGCGGCUGGCCCCUUGAGGCCUGGAUUUGAUGGCGCGCCCGCUAAACCCAGCGUGCAGCUGUGGGGCUGGUCCACCCGCGCGGCAUCGGACGACGCGAGCGUGUGCUUCCCGUUGCCGAUGGCGCUCACAGCGGGCUUGCUGGUGACGGCAUGCUUGCUUGUGCUGGCGCUGGAGCAGGACGCCUGCGACGCCACGCCUUUGGUCCUUGGGUUUGCCGUGGCGUGGAUCAGCGUUUGCGCCCUGGCCUUUGUCCUUGAAGUCGUCAGGACGGCAUGCAGCUGCCGCGGCACCAUCUCCGACAACGCGCCGCGCAUCACGCCCGUGCGUGCGCUGCUCGGCGCAUCCAUCAUCGUCGGCAUCAUCCAGCUCGCCGUCAUGGUGUAUGGAGCGGUGUUGUACUUUGCAGACGAGCUGCAGUGUGACCAGCAAACGCAGGAGUGGAACAACCGCGCCAACCUCGAGGCCAUUGCCAUCCUGGCUUGCAUCUUGCUCGUGAUAAGGACGGUUCGGCUGUCGCUGCUGUUUCGCAACUGCUUCUGCUGCUGCAAGUGUUACACAGAGACAAGCUGGGCCAAGUACAGCAACCAGGGCCAGCCCUCAUAUGGCACGCUGCCUGACCACCACAACACGGGGUGGGUGUCGUUCCUGCGCUGCCUCUGCUGCAGUCCACGUGUUCACCCAGAUGGCGCAGACACCCAGCAGGACAUCUGGCUCGAGCUGUCAGAAAUCUUCACACAGAUCUUCGGUGACGAGGAGUACACGUGGACAGACCUGUUGACAGCACUGCGUCUCGUGCACAAGAGCCACCAGUACUUGAGGGCGCACAACGAGGCGCGAACGGGCCGGCGAGCCGGCAGUCGGCUGUGUGUGGAGGACCACAUCCAGCCCCUGCAUGGCGCCGCAGACGCAGCGGUCGUCACAGAGGCAGCGCACGUGCUCACGUUUGCAUAUGCCAUCUUCUCCUGGCCAAUCGAAUGCUACACCAAGGGGCCCUGCGCAGCCGGCAAAGACAUGUGUGGCAUGUGUCUGCGCACGUCGUGUGCGGCCAAUAUGGAGGCCACGGGCGACUGCUGUCACGUCAACCGCCUCUCCAUCCUCUCACAGUGCAAUGUCCGCGCUGAGGAUGUGAUCACACUCGAUCUCCGCAGCAGCGUCUACGAACAGCCGUUUGCUGUCGUCCUUGACAGGCCAAACAAGGCCGUCAUUGUCGCUGUCCGCGGAACGUUUGGACUCGCAGACCUCGUCACCGAUGGCCUUGCGUCCCUGACGACGGUUGAGUUGGGCAAUGGCAUGUCAACGCCUGUGCACCGCGGCAUGCUGAGGGCUGCGCGCAUCCUCAUCCGCAAACUCAUCGCCAACGGCGCGCUCGAUAAGGCCGCAGACGCCGUUGCACACGACGUUCACAACUACGAGGUGAUCACGACUGGCCAUUCGCUUGGCGCGAGCCUCGCUUCCCUUCUCGCCAUUCUCCUCCAAUUUGAACCCCUCAGCGGCUUCAAGCACGUGCGCUGCGUUGCGUUUUCGCCCGCGCCAAUCGUUGAUCUCCAGGUGGCGGAGUGGGCCAAGUCCUUCAUCACAGCCGUCGUCCUCGGCCACGACAUGGUUGCGCGGCUGCAGUUGUGGUCAAUCAUGCGACUCAAGGCGGAGGUUGACUUUGCCCUUCGCAACAGCCGCGACAAGAAGGCAACCGUCUGUUUUUCUACUUGCGGUGUUGGACUCAAAGACAGAUAUUGGGAGGAACAUGAUAUGGAGGCAUAUGUGCAGCAGCUCGACCUUCCACCACGGAUCUACAUCCCUGGAAGGAUUCUGUACAUCAUCAAGGACGACAUUGUGCCAACGUGCACGGGCCAUCGCCGGUUGUUCAAACCGUACUGGGCAGAUGCGCGCGCGUUUGAUCGGAUAUGGCUCAGCGGCCGUAUGGCCUGGGAUCACUUUCCCCGCUCCCUCCGACACAGCGUUCUCGCAAUGCUGGAGCACGCAGCUGCAAUGUCGGGCCAGGAGACGGUGACCACCGAGGCCGUCGUGGUCGAUCUGGAUGAGAUGUACACGCACACGCACACGAGCCAGCGGGAGAGUCAGCAGUUCCACAGCGUCACAGAGGCACUCCUCCCACAACAACAACAACAACAACAACAACAACAACAACAACAACAACAACAACAACAACAACAACAACAACAACAACAACAACAACAACAACAACAACAGCAUGUUCUUCUCCACGAUGAUGACGAAGAUGAUGAUGAUGCUGACACCAGUGGUGCCUGGUACACGACAACAUCAGAGGCGUAGCACUGCGCGCGAUGCUUCUCAGGUUGUAGGGACACGUGCUUGUUUAUUUGGUUGGUUAGGUGCAUUACAAUCGCACUGGCG
Messenger RNA from Salpingoeca rosetta, 2517 nucleotides. RefSeq lists its product as uncharacterized. Gene Ontology annotation, biological process: lipid metabolic process. The coding region runs from base 34 to 2436 and encodes 800 amino acids. The transcript is spliced from 17 exons. The record is from RefSeq and is a predicted model, not a curated record. Lineage: Eukaryota; Choanoflagellata; Craspedida; Salpingoecidae.